UCGCUGUAUAAUAGCUUCAAGCUUACCUACAACCAUACCAACUUUGUAGUAAGCUAUAUUCAUACCUACAAACGAAUCGGUAUUAUCUUCUCAAAAUAUAUCUCCCCGUCUUACUAAUUUUACCAUGGCAUACCUCGGCUUUGUGCUGGCGUUUACAGCCUUCGGAUCGUUACUUGGCCUUGUUGUAGUUUUAACAAUGCUACCUUCACGCUACGUCAAGCACUCACCUGUGCCUAAGGAGUCUGUUUCUGUCCAAGUCUUGGUUCUCGGAGAUAUUGGUCGGAGCCCGCGUAUGCAGUACCAUGCUUUAAGCGUUGCUCGACAUGGCGGAAGGGUUGAUCUCAUUGGUUAUAAUGAGUCAACCCCUCAUCCCGAUAUUCUCACCAACCCUAGGAUCAAGAUCUGUCCGUUGGCACUUCCGCCAGCUGUGCUUAGGUCCAGUUCUAUCCCAUUCAUCAUCUCGGGACCUCUAAAGGUGAUAUGGCAGAUUUGGACUCUCAUCCGAGUCCUCGGUUACCAGACGGAACCAGCAAGAUGGAUUAUGGUUCAGAACCCUCCAUCUAUUCCAACUCUAGCCAUUACUCUUCUGAUUUCUGUAUUGCGUAAUACACAUCUCAUCAUUGACUGGCACAAUUAUGGCUGGACAAUCCUCGCUGGUACUAAAGGGAGAGAUCACCCGUUCGUGGAAAUAUCAAAAGCUUACGAGUGCGCGUUAGCUCAAGCAGCACCUACCGCUAACAUCACAGUUACUCAUGCUAUGAGGCGACAAUUAGAGAAACCGCCUUAUAGCGUCAAGGCGCCAAUUAUUGUGCUUCACGACCGACCAGCCUCCCUAUUUCAACCUUUGAAAUCUUUGUCGGACCGUAAGGACUUCCUUGAAAGGUUACCAGAGACUAGGGAAUUUGCUUCGAACAUCGUCUCAGGCCAGACGAAGCUCAUAGUCAGCAGCACGUCUUGGACGCCAGACGAAGAUUUCUCCCUACUACUUGAUGCUUUAGUUACAUAUGCUGAGAAUGGAUCCACAACCCCUAUUAUGGCAAUUAUCACAGGCCGUGGGCCUCAAAAGGCUGCUUACGAGGAGAAGAUCCAGAACUUACAGAAAGCGGGCAAACUGCCCAACAUUCGCAUAUUAACUGCUUGGUUAACGAUGGAGGAUUAUGCUAAGCUCCUGAGCUGUGCUGACCUUGGGAUAUGCCUUCACAUGUCGAGCUCUGGAGUCGAUCUGCCCAUGAAAGUUGUGGAUAUGUUUGGAUCUGGAUUGCCAGUUGCCGCGUACUCUGGAUACGAGAGCUUUGGUGAAUUAGUUAAAGAGGGUGUGAAUGGAUGCGGCUUCGAGACAGCAGACGAGCUAGCGGCAAUAUUAACACGGCUAUUAGGAGAAAAAGGGGCAGGCGAGCUCCAGGCGCUACGUAAAGGGGCCAAGAAAGAGAGCGAUCUACGGUGGGAUGAGGAAUGGGAUCGAGUUCUAGGUCGUGUAUUAGUGGUUAUGGACUAAGGAACGACAAUGCCUUAAAAGAGCGACUACUUAUUACGACGAUGGAAAUUGAUGAUGGAAAUUGAUGAUGGAUGGGAUUUAAUUACUUAUCAAAUAGGUAACACCUAUACGCCUUCUGGAAUGCUCCGAAAAUCAGCUAUGCUAGUGU
Daldinia caldariorum is the source of this 1643-nucleotide messenger RNA. RefSeq names its product glycosyltransferase family 33 protein. The transcript has 3 exons. Bases 125 to 1495 code for a protein of 456 amino acids. NCBI's taxonomy places the organism in Eukaryota, Fungi, Ascomycota, Sordariomycetes, Xylariales, Hypoxylaceae. Gene Ontology annotation, molecular function: mannosyltransferase activity. The record is from RefSeq and is a predicted model, not a curated record. Gene Ontology annotation, cellular component: endoplasmic reticulum.